GCCCCGCCCCUGCCAUGGCGCUGGCGCGCUUGGAGCGGCUCCCCCCGGACUCCGGUCCCUUCGGCUCCCCCGUCCCCCCCCGUUGCCGGGACCGCCCAUGCGCAGUCGGUGUGGACGAGGCGGGGCGGGGGCCGGUGCUGGGACCGAUGGUUUACGCCAUCUGCUACUGCCCAUUGGAAGAGCUGGAGACGCUGGAGAAGCUGGGGGUGGCAGACUCGAAGACGCUGUCGGAGGCCGAGCGCGAGCGCCGCUUUGCGCUGCUGGAGGCGGCCGGAGACGUCGUGGGCUGGGCCCUGCACGUGCUGCCCCCCCAGCACAUCUCUGCCUGCAUGCAGCGCCGGGUCAAAUACAACCUGAACGAGCUGUCACAUGACACAGCCAUGGGCCUGAUCCAGUUUGCGAUGGACAGCGGUGUCCAGGUGGCAGAGCUCCUGGUGGACACCGUGGGCCCGGCUGAGCCGUAUGCAGCCAAACUUCGCCAGCGCUUCCCAGGCCCCACAGUCACCGUCUGCCCCCGCGCGGACAGCGCCUACCCUGUGGUGAGCGCAGCCAGCAUCUGCGCCAAGGUAGCUCGUGACCACGCUCUGAAGCAUUGGGUCUUUGAGGAGGAUUUGGACACCAUCGACCGCGAUUACGGCUCCGGGUACCCCAAUGACCCCAAGACCAAGGAGUGGCUGCGGAGGAACCUGGACCCAGUGUUCGGGUUCCCCCAACUCGUGCGCUUCAGCUGGGGCACAGCUCGGGAGCUGCUGCGGGAGGGGGGGGUCCCCGUGACAUGGGCUGAUGAGGACCCCGAGGGUGACCCCUCGGCCCCCCCCUCGCUUCUGUCUUACUUUGCCCGCAGCCCCCCCCAGGGCCCCCCCCGCCGCCCCCCCCACCGCUUCUUCCAGGAGCGGAAACUGCGGCCCCUGGAUGACCUCUGA
This is a messenger RNA of Melopsittacus undulatus (budgerigar), 923 nucleotides long. RefSeq names its product ribonuclease H2 subunit A (gene RNASEH2A). The transcript has 8 exons. Gene Ontology annotation, cellular component: ribonuclease H2 complex. Gene Ontology annotation, molecular function: RNA binding; RNA-DNA hybrid ribonuclease activity. Gene Ontology annotation, biological process: mismatch repair; DNA replication, removal of RNA primer. Bases 15 to 923 code for a protein of 302 amino acids. The record is from RefSeq and is a predicted model, not a curated record. NCBI's taxonomy places the organism in Eukaryota, Metazoa, Chordata, Aves, Psittaciformes, Psittaculidae.